AUGUCUCGCACUUCACUUCUAAUCUUCUCAACUCGCCUCUUCUCCCUAAUCCAGAAAUCUCCUCUUAAUUCCCUAGAUAUACCCUCUCUAGUCGACCGCCUCAUCAAUCGAGGAAUCUCUCUCUCACUUCAAAUCUUCUCCUAAUUUCCUAGGUAUCCCCUCUCUCACUCUCUGAAACUGUAGCCAUGGCAGCCGUACAGAGCGCUCCUCUCUCGAACAAGGUCCGAUGGGGAGAACUCGACGAAGACGAUGGAGAGGAUCUGGACUUUCUUCUGCCACCACGUGUCGUGAUGGGGCCCGACGAAAACGGUGUGAAGAAGGUGAUCGAGUACAAAUUCAACGAUGAUGGGAACAAGGUCAAGAUCACGACCACCACACGAACUCGAAAACUUGCCAAGGCUCGCCUGAGCAAGCGGGCUGUUGAGCGCCGGGGCUGGGCCAAGUUCGGCGAUGCAGCACACGAAGAUGCUGGCAGCAGGCUCACCAUGGUCUCCACCGAAGAGAUCCUCAUCGAAAAGCCAAGGGCUCCCGGUAGCAAAGCUGAAGAAACGAAGGUUGCUGGAGAUCCCCUGGCCUCGCUUGGCAAAGGAGGUGCUGUUCUCAUGGUCUGCAGGACUUGCGGCAAGAAGGGCGAUCACUGGACGUCGAAAUGCCCUUACAAGGAUCUUGCCCCACAGGCCGAAGGCUUUGUGGACCGACCUCCCACAUCAGAAACUGCUGCACCUGCUUCUGCAGCCACUAAGGGGACAUAUGUCCCUCCAGGCAUGAGGGGUGGGGCAGAGAGGACCGGAACAGAGAUGCGGCGCCGAAAUGAGGAGAAUUCUGUCCGUGUCACCAACCUCUCAGAGGACACCCGUGAACCUGACCUGCUUGAGCUCUUUCGCACGUUUGGGGCCGUUAGCCGUGUUUACGUUGCGGUUGACCAGAAAACGGGCAUGAGCAGGGGCUUUGGUUUUGUGAACUUCGUCAACAAGGAGGAUGCGGAGAGGGCCAUCAACAAACUCAAUGGGUAUGGUUACGACAAUCUUAUCCUUAGAGUCGAGUGGGCCACUCCGCGAACGAACUGAGAGAGAUUUAGAGAUUUGCAGUUGACAGGGUAUCAGUUGAAGUUUUGCUGUUCUUUCUUUAUUUUAUGCUUUAAAACUCUGUAUUGUGAUUUUUAUAUUUUUCUCUCUCUAUUUCAGCAGAGAAGCUGCUACUACUUUUGAAGUUUAUUUUCAGAUGUAGUUUGGGUAUAAUUAAUAUGUCAUUUGAUGCAUCAUGAUGCCUUUUGGUACUC
This is a messenger RNA of Magnolia sinica, 1279 nucleotides long. RefSeq lists its product as uncharacterized. The record is from RefSeq and is a predicted model, not a curated record. Gene Ontology annotation, cellular component: eukaryotic translation initiation factor 3 complex; cytoplasm. The transcript is spliced from 2 exons. NCBI's taxonomy places the organism in Eukaryota, Viridiplantae, Streptophyta, Magnoliopsida, Magnoliales, Magnoliaceae. Gene Ontology annotation, molecular function: translation initiation factor activity; RNA binding. Bases 186 to 1067 code for a protein of 293 amino acids.